GUGUAAACACAUGCGCAUGUGUGUUUAGCUGUCUGCUUGUCAGCUGUCAUCGCGAAGUGUUGCGGUUGUCUGUAGGAUUUAUUUGCGCCAUACUUAGUUCACGAAUAAUUAUUUUGUGUGCCUGGCGUAUUUGCGUACCACAUAUUCUUUAUUCAGCUUGAAGUGCAUCAUGGGACCAAUUGUGUACAUUAGCAGGACGGAAUCGUUUAGUGCCUGUCACAGACUUCAUAGUAACAAAUUAACAGAUGAAGAGAAUGCCAAGGUGUUCGGUAAAUGCAACAACCCAAAUGGCCACGGACACAAUUACAAAGUUGAAGUGGUACUACGUGGACCAGUUGACCCAGUGACAGGAAUGGUUUUCAAUCUUGUUGAUCUUAAAAAAUAUAUGGCAGAAGGUGUCAUGGCCAUCGUAGAUCACAAGCAUCUGGACAAAGAUGUCCCAUACUUCAAGGAUGUUGUGAGUUCUGCAGAGAACAUCGCAGUCUAUAUCUGGGAUCAGCUGAAAUCACGUCUCCCUGACAACCUACUUUAUGAAGUGAAAGUUCAUGAAACUGACAAGAAUGUGACAUUUUAUCGCGGAGAAACUGAAUGAAAGCUAGCUUGAUACAUGUGUGUCUUUUAUAUGUAAAUAUGAAUAUAUGAUAAUAUGUAUGUCAAUAUUAGGCUUAAAACAAUAAAAGCAUUGGUUCUCAGGCAAUGACUUUUCAAAAUAUACUGAGUGCGGGUGGUGUUUUUUUGUUAUUUUUGCUUGUUCAAACUUAUAUGUAACCAAAUAAACAGUUGUGUAUCAUCAACCUGGCAAAGGGUCUCCCAACAUAAACAAGCAUACAAACUUCUAUUACCGCCAUGACCAUAACACGAGAUGCGCAGUAAAGGGAAGUAAUUAGGAUUUAUUAGUAGUAUUAGUAUUUUUGUAUUUUGGGGGGAAAAUGGAAAUAAAAACGAAAAGUGUGACAGACUUUCUGAUGAUGUGGGCGGUGCCUGAGAACCAAGGCUAUUAUUGUUUUUAGCCUCACAAGCUAAAGUAUAUUUUUUGUUCAGAAACAGCUCAUGUUUUCCCUCUGCAUCCUCAAUUUUUCAAAAAUAAUUCUGAUGAACAAAUUGUAAUGCCUUCACGUGAACAAGAAAAUGUACAAUAUAUUGUGAUACUACUUUAAAAUUAAGGUGAAUGAAAGGUCAUGGAUGUCUUGUUCCUUUUCUUUUGUACUGUGGAAUUAUAUAAAUUAGAAGAUUUAUCAUAUUACAGUAAACAAUAGUUAUAACGAUGAAUAACGAUUAUAACGAAAUUAUUUCUUAUCCUGAUAAAACCUCUACAAACAUA
Molecule: messenger RNA, 1321 nt
Organism: Haliotis rufescens (red abalone)
Lineage: Eukaryota; Metazoa; Mollusca; Gastropoda; Lepetellida; Haliotidae
Product: 6-pyruvoyl tetrahydrobiopterin synthase-like
Exons: 6
Coding region: 170-592 (140 amino acids)
Biological process (GO): tetrahydrobiopterin biosynthetic process
Cellular component (GO): mitochondrion
Molecular function (GO): 6-pyruvoyltetrahydropterin synthase activity
Source: RefSeq, a predicted model, not a curated record